Panonychus citri (citrus red mite) is the source of this 1701-nucleotide messenger RNA. RefSeq lists its product as uncharacterized. The transcript has a single exon. The coding region runs from base 6 to 1700 and encodes 564 amino acids. NCBI's taxonomy places the organism in Eukaryota, Metazoa, Arthropoda, Arachnida, Trombidiformes, Tetranychidae. The record is from RefSeq and is a predicted model, not a curated record.
UUACAAUGAUGAUGAUCUUAUUCUUGUUAAGUCUUGUAGCUGGUACUGAGUAUGGUGCCGAUGUAGUUUGGAGAGUCACUAAGCACAAGAUAAUAACUGGCUGUCGAAAUAUAAAUUACACAAUAAUUAUACAGAAUCCUUGCUUACAAAUAAAACCACCAGUUCACGUGGAAAUAAGAACCACAAAUUAUCCAUGUGAUAUGAAACAUGGUCCUGGACUAGUAAACAAAUUCACUUGUCUUGAACGUGUCAGACAAGCGGCACCGCAUUGUGAAAAGCAUUUGAAGCCGUAUUGUGAUCGUCUACCCUACAAUAAAGAAGAUGUAUUCGAAUUAGCACGGAAACACUGUGAAAAUUAUGUUGACCUACACAUGACACGUUCCAUUUUUGGAUCUAAUGCAGUCCAGGUGAAAAAAGAAAAAUGUGAACUUACCACAACUCUUUUAAUUGGAUCCUUAGCCGUUAUUGGAUUUGGAAAAAUUAAGGACUGGAUUUAUAAAUCAAAAGACGAUAAUCUAUUAUCUCAGUCAACAAAUCUCACUCUCGAAGUUCUUAACAUACAUCAAGAAAGUUUAAAAAAAAUUGCAGACCAAGUUCAAUCCACUCGCGCUCGUUUAGAUGAUCUGGAAGAGAUGAUCCCUGUUACUGCUCUACAAUCAGCUACAGUUGUUUAUCAAACACAGAGAAUAAAUGAGAUACUAAGAGAAACUCGAGUAGAAAUGGAAAAAGGAAAUAAAAUACCAGAGAGUUUGAUCAAAUUUUUCCAAGUCGAAUUACCUUGUGGAGAUAAUUGUCCGUUAAACACAAUGGAAAAUUGUCAGGUCAGCUUCAAACAGGUUAAUAAAACCUUUCUCCUUGAGCUUCUAUUCCGAGUUGAUAUCUAUGCGAACCAUCUAUUGAUCCAUAAAGCCGAUCCAUUCACACUGGUUGAAGAGAAGAAUGGAACCGAAAUCUGUGUCAAAAAUUAUGUUGGUCCAAAGUUCAUCCUAACCAAUGAAACAUCACAACCCCCAGAAAUAUGUGAAGUUGAUCAAGAAGACUUCGAGUCCAAGAAAUUGAACUUCAAUACUGGCCAAUUCUGUCGUAAGGUCCCUGAGACGGGACUAUGGAAACUUUCUGAUUGCAUGGAAAUUUCACCAAAUAACUAUAAAUUAAGAAAACCACAAACUAAAGUGGUAAAUGAAGAUUUUUAUGUUUAUUGUCGCGGUCACAAUCUCACGAUAUUGAAUAUAACAAGACCAUGUCCGAACCAGGUUCUGAAAAUUUCGAGAUCGAUGUUCUUUCGAAUUGGUGACACUUCCUACACCCCCACAGAAUUAACUCUAAUCGAUGAAAAGGAUGUGACCUCUUGGUCAACCUCAAUCAAUUGGCAAUUAUCUCCUUAUGAUUAUGAACAUAUAAACUUGGAACCAGAAAAAUUAGAAAUGCUAGAAAAAGCCGUUAGAAAAGUUCAAGAACAAAGUAAUGAACCUUGGUUCAUUUCCUUGAAGAGAGAACUUUUCAACCUUUUCCUCGGAUUAAUCGCCUUUUCAAUUCUCAUCAUGUUGUUUCUCAAGAUCAUCAAGAUGAUCCUCAGUCAAAAUCCAACUGUUUAUUCAAUGUCAACUGAACCAGUUACUCUGAAAAAUGAUGAAGGAAAAGUCAAGAAAGAAAAACAAAAUUCUGAAACGGAUUAUGUUCCACUCAACCAAUUAUUCUAAC